Molecule: messenger RNA, 1243 nt
Organism: Gavia stellata (red-throated loon)
Lineage: Eukaryota; Metazoa; Chordata; Aves; Gaviiformes; Gaviidae
Gene: MSMO1
Product: methylsterol monooxygenase 1
Exons: 6
Coding region: 104-997 (297 amino acids)
Biological process (GO): sterol biosynthetic process
Molecular function (GO): C-4 methylsterol oxidase activity; iron ion binding
Source: RefSeq, a predicted model, not a curated record
GCUGCUGCUGCUUCUGCCGCGGCGUGAGGGGCCGCCGCUGUCACCCAGGUUACUUACAGACAACUGUAGAAGAACUGUAAUUGUGAUGCUUUAUGUUUGAACAAUGGCAAUGAAUGACAGCGUUAAUAUCUUGAACUCUGCUUACCUGGCGGUGGAAUAUAUAGACUCUUUCCUGCCUGACAAUCCCUUGCAGCAACCAUUUAAAAAUGCCUGGAAUUACAUGCUGGAUAACUACACAAAGUUCCAGAUUGCAACUUGGGGAUCACUUAUAGUUCAUGAAGUUUCAUACUUCUUGCUCUGUGUACCUGGAUUUGUCUUUCAGUUUAUACCAUACAUGCAAAAGUACAAAAUUCAGCAGGAUAAACCAGAAACAUGGGAAAAACAGUGGAAGUGUUUCAAAACACUCCUCUUCAAUCACUUUUUCAUUCAGCUUCCUCUGAUUUGUGGCACCUAUUACUUCACAGAGUAUUUUAACAUCCCGUAUGAGUGGGAAGAGAUGCCUAGAUGGUAUGUUCUGGUUGCCCAGUGUUUUGGAUGUGCAGUGAUUGAGGAUGCCUGGCACUAUUUCCUGCAUAGAUUGCUGCAUCACAAGAGAAUAUACAAGUAUAUCCAUAAGGUUCACCAUGAGUUUGUUUCUCCAUUUGGAAUGCAAGCAGAAUAUGCACAUCCUCUGGAAACACUUAUCCUUGGAACUGGCUUUUUUAUUGGAAUUGUUGUUUUCUGUAACCAUGUGAUUCUUCUGUGGGCAUGGGUGAUAUGUCGCUUGAUGGAAACCAUUGACGUACACAGCGGCUAUGAUGUUCCACUGAACCCUCUUCAUUUGGUGCCUUUCUAUGCUGGGGCCCGUUUUCAUGAUUUCCAUCACAUGAACUUUAUCGGCAAUUAUGCUUCAACCUUCACGUGGUGGGACAGAAUCUUUGGUACAGACUCUCAAUUCAUUGCCUAUAAAGAAAAAGAGAAGCAGCAGCAACUCAUAAUGAAGAAGAAGGCUAACUAAAUUUCCAGUGUAAAAAUUCUGAUGCUAAUACUGGUAGUCAACUUUUGCUUUUCUGUAAAGCAAAAUAGUGAUCGGGUGUUAAGCAUAAAUCUUGUUCCUUGGCUACUAAGUGGUAGGGAAAAACGGCUAAUUACACUGCGGUAUCUUCCUAAUGGGAAUGCUUUCUAUUUUAUACGUAAGUACUGCAUAUAUUUUAAUUACAGAUUUAAAGAUGAUGCAAAAAACCUGAGAUGACAUGUGUCUAUC